This is a messenger RNA of Sclerotinia borealis F-4128, 714 nucleotides long. The record is from the annotation of a GenBank genome assembly. Lineage: Eukaryota; Fungi; Ascomycota; Leotiomycetes; Helotiales; Sclerotiniaceae.
AUGGAGCUCAUUUACAAAGUACAUCAAACGUACACCCUCAAUGGCCAGAGAUACACCGAGACGUGUUAUCCCGGGGCUCUAGCUGGUACGCCCAAUUUGCCCUUGAGCACCAUUAUUACCGAGCCACGUUACGAUGCGCAAGGAAAAUACUUUGUUCUACACAAAGUGUACCGUCCAAUAAUCGACGCUUCUUCGCGUCUGCAAGAGCUUUUGUACUCAGGCUACAAAAAGGCUAUAUGCAGACAACGUGUUCCAGUUCCGGAGGACCGAGACAGGCAAGAGGGGGAAUCCGGAGGCAUCACAGAAGAAGAGUUUCACCUUAUGAUGGUCCAGCACGCUAUCAAGGCAAUCGAAGAACAAAGACCGGCGAUGGGGCUAGCUCCUCUCUACCACGAUCAUUUCGCACGAUUUCUACACGCGAUUGGAUCUUCCAAAGCUGCUAUGAUUAAGACUUUGUAUUUCAACGGCAUAGUCAAAAUGCAUAAAUGUUCCGUGAGCACCAGCUGCAAACCCCCAGGUCGCGAUUGGUGCGAGGAUGACUUGGUUGGAAAACUCCAAUGGUAUGUCCCGCUUAUCAAUAAAUUUUGUAUACAACUACAGAUGCUUGUCAUCAACGUGAGAGAGGAUUUUGAGACAAGCGAUACCAUAAGACCUGGUAUACCCACCAUGUUCGACAGGGAAAAACGAAAAUGCGAAUCGGAGGCACAUUUAUGA